CCAAAAACUGUUUGAUGCAAACUAUUAAGUGGAUUGGGAUAGAGGAAUGGUUUUGUCAGAGUUUGAGCAGAUUUUGAAAAGCAAAAAGGGCUAUAAAAAAGAAGAGAUGUGUAUCAGCCACAAAGACCAGAAAUAAUAUAUGAUUGUCGAUGCUUUGAAUUGGACUUUUGUACUUCAUGAUAGGCCAAUCAAACGCCAUUUCAUAAUUAAUCUGGACAUACCAAAAACCCCCACAUUCAACUAAUCAACAGGUAGCAACAGGUACAAUUUCACUUCUACAUUUCAAAUUCAAGAUGUCUAUAUCUAAGGCAUUACAAUUUAUUGAUAAAAAAGAUCUUGAGUGUGCCAUCUGCCUCAGCAGGUUUCACCAACCAAAGACACUGAAAUGCAUGCACACCUAUUGUCAACAGUGUAUCAAGAAAUGUGUGGAAGCCCAUGGAAAGAUUAAAUGCCCAACAUGUGGACAAGAACAUGAUCUAACAAAACAAGACUUAAACAAGCUUCCCUCUAAUACAUUGAUAAGUGACCUUCUACAUUACGUAGUGAAAACUGAGGAUCAAAAACCAACUAAAUGCUGUUUCUGUGACAACCAACCAUCAUACCACUGCUCCAUAUGUCAACUGUAUCUGUGUGACGGCAACUGUAUCAAACAACACAAGGCACUGCCUUCAACCAAGGACCAUCCACUUUACACAUUAGACAUGAAGGAACAAGAUGGCAGCUCGGAAAAUGAAACCAAAUGCCCAGCUGACAGAAACACCACACUGGAAUUUUACUGCUCUACUUGCAACAAAUCAGCAUGCACAAAAUGUAAACAGCAACACAAAGUGAUUACAAUGUCAACUGCUAGAGAUCAGUUUAACAAAGAUGUCACUGAUGUUGUCAAGCAGGCGCAUGAAAUUGAAAUUAAAUUAACAGAAAAGCUACAAUUCAUUGCUAAAUAUAAAUCAGAAUUUGAUUCACAAUUCAAAUUAUGCAGAAAAGACAUUGAAAAUCAUGAGAAGAAUCUGAUUAAGACAGUUCAAGAAAAAAGCAAAGAAUUAGUAUCAGAUCUUGAAGAGAUAUACAGAGAAAGCAAAGAAGAGAUUGAUUACCAAAUCGAAGAUAUUGAUUCAAAGCUGACUGAAGUAAAUAAUCUGAAGGCAUCCAUCAAUACAAUGUUAAUAAAAGCAACAAUUAACAAACCAGAAGAACAAGAUUCUCUUGGAUCAUACUGGGCAAAUGUCAAAACGGUUAGAGAUGACUUCCUUCAAGAAGAUUUUAAUAGUUCCUUUACCUUUAGUAAAAGUAGUGUUACACCAAAUUUCAUUCCAUCUACAUGCAUCAAAGUGUUCACUAAAGAGGGCAUUGGUAGAGUCUCAACUGUUAAUAGAAUGACAUGUAAGGUUGCUAAAAGUUGUGAGGAAAUUGCUAUCUCAAAAGAUAGAGUCUCAACUGUUAAUAGAAUGACAUGUAAGUUUGCUAAAGGUCAUGAAGAAAUUGCUGUCACAAAAGGACAAUCAUUUGUAGUGAAAGUAUCAGAUUCAGAAGAUAGUGAUGCACAUCAAUUGGCUGCCACCCUGAAGAACUCAUCAGAUGAAGAAUCAGCCACAAAGGUAGAAUAUCAGGUUGGUGGAGAGUACAAAAUAAGAGAUCAAGGCAAUGUGAAAGGUGAAUGGCAAACGGUCACUGGUGGCACUGCACACGCCAAAGGAUCUCCUGUAAGUACUCAGGUGAAAACACUCAAAAAGAUGGGACUUGUCAAAACCACUUGUAAUAUAUCAAAGUAUAAAGAACAUAACAAAACACGGGAAGUGACAGAUGUGUUGUUAGACAGAGAUGGCUGCAUACUUGUAUCAAGCCUUAGUAAAGAUAUAUUGAAAUUCAACCAGCAAGGUUCAUUUGUUGCUAAGAUACAGGUGGCACAAGAUGUGAAGGUCAAUAGUAUGUAUCAAUUGGGUGAUGGUCAUAUUUUGUAUAGUGAUUUCUCCAAAAAAUGUGUUGUAAUGUGUGAUGAUCAAUUUAAAGAAAUUCGUCACUUAUUUGGCAAAGGGGUAUUGAAAGAUCCAUGUGGCUUAGCAGUAAACAUGGAAAAUAGUGCUCUUUAUGUAGCAGACUUUAAAGCACAUUGUGUGUUUAAAUUUAAUGUUGAUGAUGGAACACUGAUGAGCAAAUUAGGGUCAGAAGGUAACAAAGAAGGGCAUUUACAGAAACCAACAGAUGUCACUUUAACUAAGGAAAACUAUGUAGUUGUUGCUGACUAUGGUAAUCACAGAAUACAAAUGUUUGAUGCAAAUGGUAAUUGGAUGAGAAUCAUUGCAGACUGUGGUAAGAAAAAUGGUCAAAUUUUGAGUCCUUGUGGUUUAACCAUGGAUAUGAAUGAAAAUAUAAUCAUAUCAAGUAAUAACAAAUUACAAUUAUUUGAUAAAAAUGGUGUCUUCAUAAAACGAAUAGAUCAUGAAGAUGAUGGAUUAAAGUUCCCAUAUGGAGUAACUAUAAUUCCUAAAAGCCCAAGAAAAGUAGUAGUAGCAAACCAUGGAGCCAACAAUGUUAAAAUAUUUUAUUACUAAUGACUUUGAAAUUGAUAGUACAUUAGCUUUUUUGA
Anneissia japonica is the source of this 2584-nucleotide messenger RNA. Its product is annotated as tripartite motif-containing protein 3-like. Gene Ontology annotation, molecular function: ubiquitin-protein transferase activity; protein binding; zinc ion binding. NCBI's taxonomy places the organism in Eukaryota, Metazoa, Echinodermata, Crinoidea, Comatulida, Comatulidae. Bases 294 to 2549 code for a protein of 751 amino acids. Gene Ontology annotation, biological process: positive regulation of DNA-templated transcription. The record is from RefSeq and is a predicted model, not a curated record. The transcript has 3 exons. Gene Ontology annotation, cellular component: nucleoplasm; chromatin.